GAGAUGGAAAAAAAAGAACCGGAAGCGGCGGUCCUAUGACCGGACGUUAACAAAAACAGGGAAGUGGUUUGUUUUUGUUUCACAGCCAGCUGUCAGAUGUGCAUUUGGGCUGCAGAUGUCGUUUUAAAUCGGAUCUUCAAGCAGCCAGAGGUCGACACAGACACCCACCGUGAGGCCUGAGUUUUUUGUCCCGUCUCGGUCGUCACCAUGGUGGAGCCCACAGCAUCCGGCGUGUUCUGCAACAGGAUGCUGAGCAUGGUCAACUCUGAGGAUGUUAACGCCAUCAUCCAGGCUCAGAGACACAUGCUUGACCGCUUUGAGAAAACCAACGAAAUGCUGAUCAACUUCAACGGGCUGUCUAAUGUCCGGCUGCAGCAGAUGAACGAGCGCUUCCUGCUCCACACCCGCACGCUUGUGGAGAUGAAGAAAGAUCUGGACAGCGUCUUCAGAAGAAUCAGGACACUAAAAGGGAAGAUCGCUAAGCAGUACCCAGAAGCUUUCAGCAACAUCCACGAGUCACCCAUCCUCGAGGACGAUGAUGAUGAGUUCGACCCGGUUCCCCGCAGCAUAGCCACAACAAUUACAACAGCCACCUCGGAGCAGAGCACAGAGUCCUGUGACACGAGUCCAGAUGUGAUCUCACCCACUGUGAGCAGAUGCUCUGAGGAUCUCUCUCAAGAGCCGCCCGACACGCCCACCUCCGACUUCCUAGAGACAGCCGUCCUCCAGGACGAGGGUCCUGACUCUGUACCUGCAGAAUAGAACGAGCAGUGUGUGGAUGAACUAUUUUAAAAGGGUCGUGUUGUAUUUUUGAGUUUUGUGUUGGCCUCUACAAUGUUUGGUGACUUUUCCAGUCAUUAAUCUAUCUGAUGGAGAGAGCAUCACAGCCUUGAUGUUAGAUGUGGCUAUGAACUGUCUGUGAGGACGCUGGGUUAUGUCGGCAUGCUUAUUUGUUCUAUGCCUGCACAGCACUAAAACACUGCAGAUAAUACUUGAAGUUGUAUAGUAUCUCACAAUAGAUGUACUGUAUAUAUCUGUUUGAAUGGAGAAGUGUCUCAUGAAUUAUGUCACUUGAAUGUUCUCAGCCUGAACAGUACUAGUUAAGGAUUAGUUAUCACUAUCGUUACAAUAUUGUCAUAUUGCAGCAUUGUUAGUUUAUGGCCUCUGUUUGUUCAUGCAAUUUAAUCUGAUGCUUUAACAACCCCUGCCAAGAAAUUGUCUCUUUGUUUGCCUCCUCCGUCACUGGGAAGGUUAAUAGUCAGUGAUCAGUGUCUCUGGAGCUGUCAGGGAUUCAGACACAUGAGCAAGGCAGGCUGUGUGAGUGGAGGGUCCAAUCGUUCCUUCCUGUCCAUCUAAGCUUCAGUGUAAAAGGGAAGGUCCAGCCUAAACUGGACAUAAUUUGUCAUAUCAUCUCAGUUUUCAAUUUGUGGAUUUGAAAAAUGAUCACCAUGAAAAGCACAGAGACAGAGUAAAGUGAUAAAACGUUGAAACUGCUCCGUAGAAGUGAUAUAAUAAUAAUAUUAAUUCUAUUGACUCUACUCUUCAAAGUCAAUGGUUUAAUAUAAAUUAAUUCAUACAGUUGGUUUUCUCUCUAAGUUAACGUUCAUUUGAGAAUUGGAAUUGUGUCUGAAAAAUGUUUUUAGCUCAAG
Molecule: messenger RNA, 1649 nt
Organism: Larimichthys crocea (large yellow croaker)
Lineage: Eukaryota; Metazoa; Chordata; Actinopteri; Sciaenidae
Gene: kxd1
Product: KxDL motif containing 1
Exons: 5
Coding region: 208-762 (184 amino acids)
Biological process (GO): lysosome localization
Cellular component (GO): BORC complex
Source: RefSeq, a predicted model, not a curated record